UGGAUUUCGCGGCAGGCCCCCUGCACUUCUGAUAAUAUUCCUAUUGAUCAGAAUUAAAAAAUAGUACUUUUUAUCGUCAUAAAUAUAAAAAAAAGCAUAUUAUUGUUUCAGAUAUUAAUGUUAAACAACGAUAUCGUAUUGUUUCGUACCGAAGGGUUUUAUUCCUGGCAAUAUUCCUUAUCCUGUCAAGUGCCAUCCUGUGAACUGUCACUGUUAUUCCAUUCAGAAUCAGUCACAGUCAGUCUGUACUCAGUAGUUCACUUUGUCAGCGAGGAUGCAGAAAAUAAUUUCGACCGCGUGCCUGAUUUGUUCGUGUCGUAGAUUAUGCCAAUAAAUCGAAAAAUGGACUAUGAGUUUGACGUGGGUUUUAAAGUUAUGAUCAUAGUAUACUCCCUCUGAAUAAGUGAUAAAAGUUUGCUUUGUGUAACAAUUUUAUUUGAUACGUAGAUAGUCAAGAUCAAAUUACAGUUUUAGUAGAAUUGAUGUUCAAAAGCCUUUCAUCGGAUUGCUAUCGUAUAAAAGAAUCACAUAAUAAUUUGGAAAAUGGAUUUGGAACCAAAGGAAAACUCAGAACUACUGACUAAAGUACGUAGUGUAGAGGUGAGAAGUGCCGAGGUACCGAAGCCCGAAACAAAUGGAAAUGUGCGUGGAAAUAAUGAUGAGUUCGCUAGAGGUCCCCCUGAUGGGGGGUUCAGGGCAUAUUCUGUGCUGGUGGGCUCAUUCCUCACAAACGGCCUUCUCUUUGGUGUGAUAAAUUCAUAUAGUGUGAUAUAUACAGUGAUGUCAAAACAACUGAAGGAACAAAAGAUACCAAACUUUGAGAGCAAAGCAUCUCUGGUGGGCAGCUUGGCGAUGGGUACAACGUUCCUGCUGUCGCCGCUGUCGGGCGUGCUGACCGCGCUGAUGGGGCUGCGCCGCACUGCCGUGCUCGGUGGCACUAUCGCCGCCUCUGGCUUGCUUCUAUCCUCUUUCGCCACCAAUCACGUCGAUAUUCUAUGCUUCACUUACGGUGUCCUAUAUGGACUAGGAGCCUCUCUUGCCUACACGCCCUCGCUCGCCAUUCUCGGCCACUACUUCAAAAAAUAUCUUGGCCGCGUCAAUGGCAUCGUCACCAUAGGCAGUUCUAUUUUCACAGUCAUGAUGCCUCCUCUUAUGAAACAUCUUAUUGAAGACUACGGGCUCGACUGGAUGUUUAGAGUUCUAGCUAUAUUUACAUUUGGAAUUGCUCUUUGUGGUCUUUUAUUUAAACCUAUUCCUUUAUUGGUUAUAGAAAAACCAUUAAAGGAAGAUAACUGUACCUCACUUAUUAAAACUAUUGUGAGUGUCGAAAUUUGGAAAAAUAAGAAGUAUAGAUUGUGGGCGCUGUCGAUGCCCGUGGCACUAUUCGGAUACUUUGUACCUUACGUGCACAUAGGCAAAUUCGUUGAAACUUUCGAUAAAGUAUACAACAAUGUACCCAUACAAUGCAUAGCGGCCACUUCUGGGGUAGGAAGAUUAGUUUUCGGAUUCCUCGCGGAUAAGCCUGGUAUCGACAGAAUUCUGUUGCAGCAGAUUUCGUUUUACGUCAUAGGAAUUCUUACGAUUAUUUUGCCAUUUGUCAAUUCCUUUGCAUUUAUAAUUGUUAUUUCGUUAGGAAUGGGUGUGUUCGACGGCGCAUUUAUUGCCUUAAUUGGGCCUAUAGCAUUUGAGUUAGUUGGCGGUGCCCACGCGGCGCAGGCUAUCGGUUGCAUGUUGGGUCUGGCGGCGGCUCCGCUGUCCAUCGGCCCGCCGUUCGCAGCCUAUCUGCACGGUUUAUAUGAUUCCUAUACCUUGCCGUUCGUUCUCGCCGGCAUUUCCCCGCUGGUUGGCGCCACUCUCAUGUUUACCAUACGUCUAUAUCGCAAAACACCAAUUCAAAAACGCCAGAGCCAAGACAAGGAUGGUAGCGUAAACGGGAAAUUAUCAUCAAAUGAUAUUGAAAAACUUUCGGGAUCUGGUCCUCUUCAAAAUGGCGAUAAUCACCAUGAUCGGAUGGUUAAUACUUCUUUAUAACCAAAUCUAAAAUUUUGGCUUUAUGUAGCCGUAACAACGCAACUGCCGAAAACAUUUUAGAAAACGCAAAUGUAAGUUAUAUUUAUAUUAAUGGGUAUGCAAUACCGUAUUUGUACAAACUCGAGUUUUGUGCCAGUAGUUGUAAAUUAUUUCAGUGAUAAAAAAAGUAAAAACACAAACGUAGAUAGGUUUAAAAAAAUGUCUGCUUUAAUGGAUCAGCCGUUUGUUAAGAAUUUAAAAAAAUCGUUAUGUUCAUUGAACUUAAGUACUUACGUCCGUAUGAUACCGGCGCGGGCGCCGGGCGGGCCGCAACAUCGCGGCCGGAGAUAGCAUGUUUCUACCUCGCUUACCAUACGAGUAUGUGCAUAUACCACGUUUGAUAUUAUACACUUUGUUGUAUGAUAACAAGGCAUAAAAUUUAAUUAGAUUUCAAAUGUAGUUUUUGCAGAUACAUGUGGAGGCAGAUUUACAUAGCUAACACCUCACGUACUUCAAUAUUUUCCACUUUAUAUGUUAGCAUUUUAAAUUAUUCUUUCAACUCUUAAUUUUAUGCAAAAAGACUUUGUUUAUUGAUAUAAUUUAAUAUUGGUAUGGUCGAGCUCAUAAAAUUAUAUAACCACAUUUUUAAUUGUAUCCUUGCAAGACUAUGUGCAUUUAUGCAAUUAAAUAAGUAUUUAUGAUGUCGACUGUAUCUUUCUUAUGCAUUUUUAAUUUUACACUAAUUGUAAAACAUUUACCAUUUAAACGUUCCUAGAUAGAUUAUUUUGUCAUAUUUUAUGUAAUGUUUAAUUAAGAAUAAGAUUAAAUCAUAGAUAUAAGUUAAUGUUGACAAUAAUAUAUAGUUAUUUUAAACGUUUAUGUACAUUUCAAUUAUUUACGCCAGUUAAAUGACAUAAUAAUAUAACAAAGUAGGUGAUAUAAUUAUGUAUUUUAAAAUGGUACAGUUUACAGUACAUUUGUUUCAAUUAAGUUUUUUCAUGAAUAUUAUAAUUAUUAAUAUAAAAUAUAUUGUAAGUUUUUAACAAAGUUUUAUUUUUAUAGAUUCUCUAAAGUCAAUGUUUUGUAAUUGUGUCGAUUUUUUUAUGUUAUUUCUACUCAAAGCUCACUUGCGAGCUAGUAGGAGAACAAAAGGGUCCCUUUUUUUUCUUUCCAUUCCGUUACUAUUUUUCAAUCACUGUAGGUAUGUCGGUAACGGAAUGGAAGAAACGAAAAAUGUACAACUAUUAAGAACGAAAAAAGUCGUGAUUCUAAGUAGGAAUAAAUAUAAUAAAUAUUUGGGGACAAUCUUACAUGUGUAGUGCAUAAUUGUUUUCCAUCGUAUAUUCUCGGAAACGUUCGUAUUUGUAUGUAUAUGUAUAUACUUUAUUGUACAUAGAAAUAAAAACACGAAAAACACAGUUACAGGGUAAAUUAAAUACAACAAAGGCGAACUUAUCCCUGUAUGGGAUCUCUUCCAGUUAACCUUUGAGGUAAUGAGUAAAACAGAAGUAACGGUGAAUGAAUGACAAACACAAACAAAAGUGUACAAUCACUGAAUUUAAUGAAAUGCACGUUUUGAAUACACAUUGAUAGAAAUAUACACAGAAACAUAAAAAAAAUAAAAAAUAUUCAAUAUAUAAUAUAAAUAGAUAUGAAUUCGAACCAGAAAAGUAAAGGAAAUUAAAAAAGUAGAAGUACUCAAUGGAACUAGGAAGUCGUAACCAAAGUAUCGGAAAGCCAUUUUGUCAUGCUACUUCUGGCAACCUCAGUACUUUUUGUACCGAGAAAGCAAGCCACGUUCGUAAUUUGCCGUGAAAAUACGAUGGAUAAUAAUUAUGCACUACAUCUAUCUGUAAAAAAAUAAAAAUAAAUGAGCUAAUGAAUAUUACAGUAAAAUGAAUGGGGCAAAUUAUUAUUAGUAAAUUCGUUAUUGCACCGCCGUUUGUGCGACAAAAAGUGUCCUCGAUAUAUUCGUCCCCGUCAGCCCGCCAGUAGUCUUUCUAAACUGGCCAGUAACCUAUGAAGCAAAACUUGUGAGUACAAUUUCCUGUGCUAAAUGCAAAUGGCUAAAUUUCCUCAUUUGCGGUUUGUGUGCAUUCUAAUUUGAUUUUCGUGUUCUUUGUGAUUUGAUAUUCAGUUCUUGGAAUAGCGGUCUACAUAUAAAGUACCUAAAUAUUUUCGUACAGCCUACGGUUCUAGAAUUUCUAGAUUACCUCAUUACAUGUCAAAAUAUGUAUGUUAUUAUAUGUCGAAACACAUGUAGAAGGCAAGUCGUUCAAGUACUUUACGACAAUUUGAUAUAUGGAUGAAUUUAUUAAACAUAUCCGAAUUAUAUGCUUAUCAUAUAAUUUCAGAGGAUUUGGUUCUGCGAAAAAAUUGUUUAAUGCUACAGUUAACAAAGUGCAAAUAAUAGGUAUUUGCACGUCCAAUUUUUUAUAAUUGUUUUUAUAGUACCAGGUAUUUCGAAUAAAUAUACUUAACAUUUAUUUCGAACCCCCCGAGUCUGUACGAGAUACACAUAAAUUACCGUGCACAGUUUGAUAUUAUCCCGACCGGCCACUACCAGAACAACGACAAUGACCGUGACUAAAAUCACUAACAUAAUACAGAAAGUGACCAUAGCAACAGGAUGCUUCCAUGCUAAUAUUAGAAUCUUGGAGAAUAGGAUGAUUGGGCCUAGUUUAACUCGAAAUUGUAACAGUGAACGUCAAUUUUCGUCACUCAGUGAGAAUAACAACCUAAAAACUUCUAGGCUACAUAUAUAGGGCACUAAUUCUAAUGUUUUACUUAUAAAUCGGGCAGAAGUAGUAGAGUCUGUGAUAUUGAAUCAUAAUCAGCUAUUACAUAUAGGUAGUUACAGAGUAAUGUUGCACAAAUAUUGCCCAUACAUACAUAUACUCGUAGAUGUGGUUUUGUUUCAAACAUAAAAUUAUCUUUACGUUGACUUUUUGGUUAUGCGUUGCCUGAUUUAAGUUAUUAUGUUUUGUAUAAUUAAUAUUAUAAUAUUAAAUGUUAAUUAUAUUUUGACUUUCAAUAUCUAAGAUACAUAAUGCCUUCCCAACGAGGGGCGGCGAAGCCAGGCAGUAUAGUUUGGUCAAAAUCAAAUCAGAUCAAAUAGGACUUUCUGUGUAGUCUUAAAGGUAGGCAAACUUCGGCAGGUCCGUUAUGAAAUUGCGCUCUAUUUGAUGUGUACAAUAGGUACAAUGUUAUUUUUAUGAAAAUAAGGUGCAACAUUGAACUAUUUUUGAUUGUGAGUUUUUGAAAAUGCUGGUAAUUAAGAGACAAUUUCAACAUAAUUUGAUAUUACUUACUACAUAUUCGCGCGAGGUGUAAAUUAUUUUAUUUUACAAAAUCUCUAAUUAUUUUUAUAAAUAUGACUUCAGAUUGAAGAAUCUAUAGUUUUAUUAGACAAAAAGUAAAGAAACGAAAAGGUUCUUGAUAUGGAUCAAAUUUUUACACGCAUUCAUCAAGGGCAGUUGCCGUGUUCCGUUUUAUCAACUAUUCCAGUGAAUCGCAUAAAUGAAUAAAAAAUUACUUAUUUAACUCGCUUAAAUUAAAUAUUUUAAUAUUUAAUGCAUUCGCUAAUGUAGUUUUUCUUUGAAAAUAUUACUGCAGUGUGUAACAAAAAAAAAAGACAACUCAGCGAUUUGUCAAUUCAUAAAUUUAAGAUGAAACAGAAAAAAACGUAGGUAAACUUGAAUGCAAUAAGGUUAUCGGAAAACCAUUUAAUGUAAACGCGAUACGGCUUGUGAUUCUUGUGCAACUAAUCUAAUAAAACUGGUAGGUACUUCAUCUGUCGUAUGGAUACAAAGCAUUAUCGAAUGUCAUAACUCAUACAUAUGUAUUACGUACCAGUAAUUAUGUGUGAGUAAUGUAAAUUAUGAUAAGUUCCUAUAUUACUGUAAUCAAAAUACUGCAUUCAUCCUUUGUUGUAGGUGGACUGGCCACCUAACGAAAAUACAAUAAUUAAGUUUUAUGCGUAUAAAUAUUACGUUUUGCAAUAUUAUUAAAAAUAAAAUUAAGGUUCCUACCUCAUGAUUUUAUAUGUUAUAUUCUGUUUUACUUAACUAAUUAAGAAUAAUGCUAAGUAUCCUGCGCAAACGAUUAUUUGUAUCAACAUCUCAUCGUUGAUGAUGUAACGGUAUACAAAGGUUAUCGUUCUCUAGCCAACCGGGGCCAUGUUCUCUAACGUGCAAUGGAUAUAUUAAAAUAAUUUACAGUACAUAUAGGGCUACUUUAUAGCACUAGUGCGAGAAGUAGCAUAUUAUGUUACUGUGUCGAACAUUUAAAGGGCCAUAUGUACUGUAAAACGUUGUACGAUACAUGUGCGAAUAGGUAAUUCGCAACUCGUGUCGAUUUAAAACACUCCCUUCGGUCGUGUUUUAAUUUAUCGCCACUCGUUUCGAAUUUCCUAUUUUUCGCACUUGUAUCGUAAUGUACUAAUUGAAAAUACAUUUGUAGCUUAUGUUACUUAUGUACGCUCUUAAGCUCAGCCCGCGUAGCCAACAUGCCAAUAGUUAACGCACCGUAGCGUAGCGUAUAGUUAUGUUUCGUUCGCUACGGAGCGUUAACGAUUGGCAUGUUGGCUACGCAGGCAGCUACAAUUAGUUGCAUUAAGCCUGGCGCACUAAUAUUGUUAUUUAAUUGUUAUUCAAUUUUAGUUUCUGAACAUGGCCCCUGGCAUUCUAUUUAAGUAUCAUAAUGUUUGACUUCACCCUACAUUCGACAUCGCUUUUUAAAUUUAUUAUAGCUGUUACUUCUGUAAUACUAUUGUUUAAUGUUUAUUAAGUUUGUAAACAUUGAUAGUUUUAAGGAUAUUUUGUAUACGUUUUAUUUUAUGAAAUAAUGAAUAUGUAAUAUGCUAACUAUCCGGAGAAUACAAUGUUAUAUUUUAACUUAGGUAUGCAGAGUGAAUCAGACAAAUAUAUAAUAUUUUGAAUAGCAGCCGAGUGAUAAAACAUAUUUUAUUAUUGUUACAUUUAUCACUACAUUAUCUAAGUUAAGUAGCUAGCGAAAACAAUGUGUAGAGAAUUAUAUCGAAUUGUCAAUUAAACCUUAUAUUUUUAGAACUACCAAACGCAAUAAAAUAUUUUCAAGAGUACAAA
Messenger RNA from Cydia pomonella (codling moth), 7115 nucleotides. It is a transcript of the gene kar, whose product is annotated as monocarboxylate transporter 10. Bases 544 to 2031 code for a protein of 495 amino acids. The transcript is spliced from 3 exons. The record is from RefSeq and is a predicted model, not a curated record. Gene Ontology annotation, molecular function: monocarboxylic acid transmembrane transporter activity. Lineage: Eukaryota; Metazoa; Arthropoda; Insecta; Lepidoptera; Tortricidae. Gene Ontology annotation, biological process: transmembrane transport.